Molecule: messenger RNA, 696 nt
Organism: Acanthosepion pharaonis
Lineage: Eukaryota; Metazoa; Mollusca; Cephalopoda; Sepiida; Sepiidae
Source: the annotation of a GenBank genome assembly
AUGGAGAAACCUCCUUCAAUAGGAGACGAAAAAGCUAAGAAACGGGCAAAAGAACAGAAUGCUAUGUUACAGAAAAAACAAGAGGAAGAUAAGGCAAGGUUGGAGAAUUUUCGAGUUAAGAUGCAGAAGCAGAUCCACACUUUCAUCACAGAUGGAGCCCAACAGAAACACAAAUUGGAACCAAUGGAUAAAGUAUACAGAGCAAUUGUACAUGAAGUAGCUGACGUUGCCGGUUUAACAUCAUUCUCUUUUGGUCAAGAAGAAGAAGAUCGUUAUGUUAUGCUAUGGAAAAAGGAAUUUGCACCUUCAGAUGAAGAAUUAUUGGCUUAUCGACGAGGUGAAGAGUGGGACCCAGAGAAAGCAAAAGAACUUGCCAAACAGAAGGAAUUUGACUCUCAGACUGAAAGUAAUCCUUUGAAACGUAAAGCUUCAGAAGCAGCUCCUACGUUUGACUACAAGGAAAAAUAUAAACAUCUGAUUGGAGAAGAAGCAGCAAAAGAUGCAGCUAAACAGACAACAGCCAACAAAUCUUAUGGUUUUGUACCAAGUGAAAACAAACGUGACUCCCGAACAAUUGAGCAGGUCUUGGCUGAUUCCAGAGCCAAGAAACAGAAAAAAUCAGAUGAUGGGUCUGCAGGGCCAACAGAUAUACAGGAUUCACCACCAUCUUUGAAUCUGGCUUCGGAAAAUGUCUAG